Molecule: messenger RNA, 368 nt
Organism: Symbiodinium pilosum
Lineage: Eukaryota; Dinophyceae; Suessiales; Symbiodiniaceae
Source: the annotation of a GenBank genome assembly
AUGUCCUUUGCAGAAGUGCUCCUCUCAACAUGUCACCUUAGGCAGCAGCAGUUGCAGAAGUUUGUGGAGCAGCACAAGAAGGAGUUGCAAGAGCAGGCAGAGAUUUCUCGCGAAGAGAUCGAUUACUUGAAGCGCAAGAAUGACGAGAAAGAGAAGCGACUUGAGAUCCUGACAUGCGAGCGGAAUGCCCUCCGCUACGAAAGUGCAGAGGCAACUUCCAGCAAGCCGGGGCGUGUCGCUCCAAAGACCGAAGCUUCCGAGAAGCAACUGGUCGAUUUGGAAGAUGGCUUGUCACUCAAGGAGGUUCUGUCUGGAAAGGAGCCAGGUGCUGGUGGUGCUGUGAAGGCUGUGGAUUUGAAAGCCAAUUG